Molecule: messenger RNA, 552 nt
Organism: Phyllotreta striolata
Lineage: Eukaryota; Metazoa; Arthropoda; Insecta; Coleoptera; Chrysomelidae
Source: the annotation of a GenBank genome assembly
AUGUGGACGGAUUUACUUUGCCUUCUUCUUAGUGCUCCAUUAGUUUUAAGCUUAAAUGAAUCGGGUAUAAUGACAAACUGUAACAAUUUGCGUAUGGGGCAAUACCUGUGCCCCGAUCCAGACUAUUUAAGAGACAUGAUCGAUGAGAAAACUCAAGAAAUCAAAGGUUGCACCAAAGAUAAUUUAGCCAAAAUCAGAUGUAUCGCCGUAGAAGGUUUUAUCUGUAACGAAACUGGAAAUAAUACUUUUUACAAGGACACUCCUUGUAAGUGGACAAACGGAUACUCCUUCGAAACCACUCUCUUAUUAUCAAUAUUCCUGGGCAUGUUCGGUGUAGAUAGGUUCUAUUUAGGAUACCCAGCGAUAGGGCUCCUGAAGUUUUGUACCCUAGGUUUCAUGUUCCUAGGCCAACUCAUCGACGUAAUUCUCAUCUCCAUGCAAGUAGUAACACCCAAAGAUGGAUCUCACUAUGUCAUGCCCCAUUACGGGCCUCGCAUAGAAAUAAUCAAAAGUGAUAAUUUUACAUACAGAUUAAGUCCAGGUGAUUGGUGA